Morchella sextelata is the source of this 1473-nucleotide messenger RNA. RefSeq lists its product as uncharacterized. Bases 1 to 1473 code for a protein of 490 amino acids. The record is from RefSeq and is a predicted model, not a curated record. NCBI's taxonomy places the organism in Eukaryota, Fungi, Ascomycota, Pezizomycetes, Pezizales, Morchellaceae. The transcript has 3 exons.
AUGGCACAAAAUACGCACCCAGACCACUACACAGUCCUCACGAAUAAUACCCUUACGAAGGAUAUUACUCUCUUCAUAGGCCUCGUUAUCCCCAGCGUCCUCGACAUCUCAAAGCUCAAAAAUGCACACGAGGAGCUAGUCAAACACUGGCCCAUUCUCGGGGGCACAUUGGUCACCUCAACCAAACCCUACUCCUUCACCACCGGCACCACCAUUGACUUCCAAUCCCGCACACUCCCCACUACCCUCGCCGCCACCCUACCAUUCGACUUCCGCACCCCGCUGACCGCCUCCGCCCCAUCGCCCACCCUCCAUACCCACGCCGGCGGCGACCCUAAAGACGCUGUGUUCCACUUCGACAGCAUGCGACCCAUGAACAAGCUCCCGACCACAUUAUUCGCCCUACGCGUAACACUCCUCCAAGAUGCAACCCUCCUCGGCUUCCGUGCGCCACACCACCUCGUCGACGGGAAAGGCAUGUUCGAAAUCGUGAAUGCAUAUGCCACUACCCUUUCCCGGGGCGUUCAAAGCCUCCCGCAGCUCGUCCCGCCACCCGACGUGCAUGUACUCCGCGGGGACGGCAGCGACGGGGUAAAGCUGAGCGGGUUAGUGGAGGGCAAGGAUUAUCUGCCAGAGACAGUGAAGGAGGGCGCGCGAUUUGUAGAUCCGCGGGAGAACUUCACGUUGGGGCUGUGGUCGUUGUUGAUGUUUAUUGGACGCUUGCUGGUGAAGCAGGUGCUGGGGCCCGCGGUGGGGUUGGGGGAGAAGGGGGAGGGUAGGUAUGUGCAUGUGUCGGGGGUGUGUAUAGAGGACUGGAUGAAGAGGUGUCAGGCGGAGCUCGAUAAGGCUGCGGAGAGGGGGGAGCUGGAGGAGGGAUCAGGGCUCCAGCUGACGAAGAAUGAUGUGCUCUCGGCGUAUUGGUUGAAGGCAAACCACGCCGCCUUCAAGCCCGACAACGGCCCGAUAGACCUCAUGUACAACCUCAACUACCGCCCGCACCUCCGCCCCGCGGAAGCGGGAACCACCUACCUGCACAACAGCUACUACAACAUCCGCGCCAACUUCCCCUCUCUUUCCGCGUUCCAAAAGCUGCCACUUUCCCGCCUCGCCCUCGAAAUCCGUCUCUGCGUGCUGCGCAACAAGCAGCCCUCUGCCGUGCGCAAAACACUACAGUUCAUGGAGGACACUGUGGAUAAGGUGCUUUCGCCGGGGGUGCCCGGCGGCAGGCCGGACUUCUUGCCGUUUUUGAGUAGUUGGACGACCUUUGAGUAUAAUAGGUUGGACUUCUCAGGGGCAUGCGAGGAGGGGGAGGAGGGGAGGGUCGAGUUUACGCAUGCGUAUUGUGGAUUUCCGGGGGGGAUUGAGAUGAGGCCGUUUGGGGUUACGUUGAAGGACGGGAAGGGGGGGUAUUGGAUCAGGACUUGGUUGGGGAAGAGGGCGUGGGAGGGGCAUGAGAAGGCGUGGGAGUUUUAA